AUGGGCGGAUCGAAGAUGGAGGGAUCUUCAGCGCCUGCAUUGCGCCGGGAUCCAUACGAGGUGUUGAGUGUGUCAAGGGAUUCUUCUGAUCAAGAAAUCAAGACUGCUUAUAGAAAGCUUGCUCUCAAGUACCAUCCGGACAAGAAUGCUAAUAAUCCCGAAGCUUCAGAUCUUUUCAAGGAGGUUGCAUAUUCUUAUAGCAUUUUAUCAGAUCCAGAGAAAAAGAGGCAAUAUGAUAAUGCAGGAUUUGAGGCCCUUGACGCUGAAGGAAUGGAUGUGGAAAUUGAUCUAUCUAACCUCGGAACUGUUAACACAAUGUUUGCUGCUUUAUUCAGCAAGCUGGGUGUUCCUAUCAAGACCACAAUUUCUGCUAAUGUUCUCGAAGAUGCUUUAAAUGGCACUGUUACAGUCAGACCUCUUCCUAUUGGAACUUCAGUUAGUGGAAAGGUAGAAAAGCAAUGUGCUCACUUUUUUGGUGUAACUAUUAAUGAAGAACAAGCUGAAGAAGGGAUUGUAGUUAGAGUUACUUCAGCAGCACAGAGCAAAUUUAAGCUCCUGUACUUUGAGCAUGAUGCAAAUGGUGGGUAUGGCCUGGCCUUGCAGGAAGAUAGUGAGAAGACAGGCAAGGUUACGUCAGCUGGAAUGUAUUUCUUACAUUUUCUAGUGUACAGGAUGGAUUCAACUGUAAAUGCAUUGGCAAUGGCUAAGGAUCCAGAAGCUGCUUUCUUCAAAAGAUUGGAAGGCCUUCAACCUUGUGAGGUCUCAGAACUAAAAGCUGGCACUCACAUAUUCGCUGUUUAUGGAGAUAACUUCUUCAAACCAGCAAGCUACACAAUUGAGGCACUCUGUGCAAAAUCUUAUGAGGAUACAACUCAGAAGCUUAAGGAUGUAGAGGCUGAGAUUUUGAGGAAGAGAAAUGAGCUACGCCAAUUCGAAACAGAAUAUAGAAAGGCUUUGGCGCGCUUCCAAGAAGUCACCAAUAGAUACAACCAGGAAAAGCAGUCUGUCGAUGAGCUGCUAAAACAGCGAGAUACUGUCCACUCUUCUUUUACGGUUUCAAGGUCAGUUGCUACUACAGGUGGAAGUGGACAUUUUAGUAAUGGAAGUAGUGAUUUCAAAUCCGAGAGUCCUGGAGAAGAGGGCAGUUCAGAUGUGAAGGACAAAUCUUCAAAGAAGAAAUGGUUCAAUCUCAACCUCAAAGGAUCUGAGAAAAAGUGA
Messenger RNA from Fraxinus pennsylvanica, 1218 nucleotides. Lineage: Eukaryota; Viridiplantae; Streptophyta; Magnoliopsida; Lamiales; Oleaceae. The record is from the annotation of a GenBank genome assembly.